Messenger RNA from Triticum aestivum (bread wheat), 999 nucleotides. RefSeq names its product ras-related protein RIC2. The transcript is spliced from 2 exons. Gene Ontology annotation, molecular function: GTPase activity; GTP binding. NCBI's taxonomy places the organism in Eukaryota, Viridiplantae, Streptophyta, Magnoliopsida, Poales, Poaceae. The record is from RefSeq and is a predicted model, not a curated record. The coding region runs from base 153 to 818 and encodes 221 amino acids.
AGCCAGUUCACACUGUGUCGCUGUCGCCCAUUACUGCUCCGUCGUCGUUCACAGCGACGCCAACGCUGCACCCAGACCCCGCGAGAUCCAGAGCCUAGCACUAGCACAGGUCGGGGAGGAAGAAGGUCCAGGACCCGCGAGGCAGGGAGGGGAUGGCGGGCAGCGGAGGCGGCGCGUACAGGGCGGAGGACGACUACGACUACCUCUUCAAGGCGGUGAUCAUCGGCGACUCCGGCGUCGGCAAGUCCAACCUGCUCUCGCGCUUCACCAAGAACGAGUUCUGCCUCGAAUCCAAGUCCACCAUCGGGGUCGAGUUCGCCACCCGCAGCCUCCAGGUCGACGGCAAGGUCGUCAAGGCCCAGAUUUGGGACACCGCCGGCCAGGAGAGAUACCGUGCUAUCACAAGUGCCUAUUAUAGAGGAGCAGUAGGCGCGUUGCUUGUGUAUGAUGUCACUCGCCGUGCUACAUUCGACAAUGUGGCGCGCUGGCUAAAAGAGCUGAGAGAUCACACUGAUUCUAGCAUUGUUGUCAUGUUAGUUGGCAACAAAUCUGAUCUUCGUCACUUGGUGGCUGUUUCAACUGAAGAUGGGCAGGAAUAUGCUGAGGCGGAGUCACUGUACUUCAUGGAAACAUCUGCAUUAGACGCGACAAAUGUAGACAACGCUUUCUCAGAAGUUUUGACUCAGAUAUACCGAAUUGCGAGCAGGAAGACGGUUGAUGCAGGAGACGACGGCUCAUCUGCCCCAAGCAAAGGGGAGAAUAUAAAUGUGAAAGACGACGUGUCUUCGCUGAAGAGAGCUGGCUGCUGCUCGAGUUAGGGUAUAGAUGCAUUAUUAUUUGUUGCGUUUUCUACUGGUUGGUGUAUCUUGUAUUGCAACAAAAUAGAUUUGUUGAUUCUCUCAUUUUGCUGCGGUUAUGGUGAUGGUUAGGUUGGUUCAGCUUUCACCUGAAAACUGUUAUGUCAGAUUGAUAAUGAUAUUCUGCAGUACUUUGCUUACA